This is a messenger RNA of Cyprinus carpio (common carp), 2672 nucleotides long. RefSeq names its product protein QNR-71-like. Gene Ontology annotation, biological process: cell adhesion. The record is from RefSeq and is a predicted model, not a curated record. Gene Ontology annotation, molecular function: integrin binding. NCBI's taxonomy places the organism in Eukaryota, Metazoa, Chordata, Actinopteri, Cypriniformes, Cyprinidae. The coding region runs from base 23 to 1846 and encodes 607 amino acids. The transcript is spliced from 11 exons.
CUUAUUUUCAUUCGUGCAGCUUAUGGUGUAUAUAUUCCCUCACAAACACAAACUCCCUUUUCCAUUUCCAAUCCCUGGAUGGGAACCGGACACGAACCCUUGGGACGAAUCUCUGUACCCCCCCUUCAAACAACAGCUGAAUCGCAGACAUGACAAACCACCGAGGGUGCGCCUUACCAGCGACAGUCCUGCAAUGAAUGGCUCGUGCAUCUCGUUCACUGCAGCUCUGGAGUUUCCACCAUGUCAGAAGGAGGACAGCAGUGGCAACCUAGUGUAUGAUGAGCACUGUGGGGACGGUAUGAUGGAGGCCUCAGCCAAUGGACAUGUGCGCUCAGGAUACGUGUUUAACUGGACAUCCUGGUUGGAUGACUAUGGAUUUGGGAAGUGUACAGAUCUGAAGAGGUGCAAUGUUUUCCCUGAUGGAAAGCCUUUUCCUCAGACUAAUGACUGGAGACGUAGAGGUUAUGUGUAUGUGUGGCACACCAUGGGCCAGUAUUUUGAGACAUGUGAUGGCUCCUCCUCCCAUCUCACCCUGAACACCACUAACAUGACAUUUGGAGCAGGUGUGAUGGAGGUGAUGGUGUACCGUAAACGGGAGCGCAGGAAGUACACCCCACUCUCUACAGACACUACCGUAUUCUUCAUAACAGAUAAGAUACCGCUCUCUGUGAACAUUUCCCAGAAGCAUGCAGCCAGCAUAGCUGACAAAAAUGUCUUUGUCAGAGGGUCAAAUGUGAUUUUCAACGUCCAGAUCCAUGACCCAAGUAACUAUCUGAAGACAGCAGAUGCAGUGGACUUCAUUUGGGACUUUCGGGAUGGCAACCAGUUGGUCACCCACAGCAAUGUUGCAACCCAUGCAUACAACAUCCUUGGAAAUGUUACAGUCAAGCUCCUCGUGGAGGCAUCAUUCCGUGUGCCCUGCCCACCACCGACUCCAACACCAAUGCACUUUACUCAGGCUCAUACGACAGCAAUGCCUACGCUACCGCCUGGCACUCAUGCAUUCACUAGCAAAAUGGAGACAACUAAGGCUCCUGUCAUCACCAGUCCUUCUCCAACUACCACUCCUCGAGUCUCUACAACUGCUGCCCCAACAACCGAACCACUCCAAACUGAUUCAGAGGUGACGUCUAUAACAGCAACUGCUGUACCUGAGGUCAGUUCGACCUAUAACAAGCCCACCUCACCGCCGAUGAUCAGAAAAACACACUUCAAGGAGUCAGACUGUUUCCGCCAUAUGUAUGGCUCUUUUGAAGGCGAGAUCAUCAUCAUUGAACCUCCUCCAGCUCUGCAGGACCUGCCAGCCAAUCAGAUUUUAAAGGUGUCAGCUGACAAAGUGACCAACACAUCUGUAAACUUCAUGGUGACUUGCUCCGGCAGUGUUCCCUCAGUGGCCUGCACCAUAGUGACCAACUCCGCCUGUCGGGAGGUCAAGAAUAUCGUGUGUGAGGACGUGGCUCCUUACGGUGAAGGAUGCAAGAUCAGUUUGACGCGCAUUUUCCAAACGCCGGGCAAUUACUGUGUUAACAUCACAUUGGGUCUGCCUGGAGGCUUGGCUCUUGCCACCACUACCUCAGUUAAAAUUGGCAACAGCCCUGACACAAACUCUCCUAAAUCCUCCCAUGUAGCUGAGGUGGUUCUGUCUUCCAGCGCUGUGCUUAUUUCCAUCUUUGCAUUCAUUGCCGUCAUGGUGUACAAGCGAUAUAAGGUGUAUCGUCCAGUGAGACGCUCUGUGUUGGAUGAUGCUGAGAGAGAUGCUGGUAACUGGAGUUUAAGCAAACUAAGAGUAGCUCUGUUCUCUGCUGAUGAGGAGAGAAGCCAUUUAUUGACAGAGAGGCCGCUAUAGACUGAUCUGGGUUGUUGCAGCAAUCAGUUGCUAUUUAUUCGAUAUGAGUUUGGCUGUAGUUUAUCUGAGACAAUAACAGAAGUGAUCUCAUAGAUUAGAUAACAUUGGUAUCUUCUCAUCAGUUUAGCUAGAAUAAAUAAUCAUAGCAUUUUAGUUAUAGUGUAUGCAAGCUUUAAAGAUUUUUAAUGGAAGAUUUGGGAUGAAUGAGCCCAGAUAUGCCAGAUUUACAGGGGUUUCCGUCAUCUAAAAUGACUAAAACAACUAAUAACUGACCAAAUGUGUCCCAUGCGGAAGCGAUCAUAAUUAGUUUUUCCCCAAACCAAAACAACUAAAAUAUAAUUUGGGAUUUAAAGCAUUUUUCUAAUGAUGCUUUUGGCAUUUCAUUUGACAUGUUUAUAUGGAAUGUUCCUUAAUUUGCAAACAGGAUUAGAAAAUAGAGUAAGUUGUUGUAUGUUUUGUAAUGUUCUGAGAAUGUAUACAUUGUUUUGAACAUGGUUAAACAUUUUAAAUGUCUGGGGACUGAAUUCAAUGCAAUUUUUUUUUUUUUUUUUUUUUAAGAAAAAGACUAGUUUGAUGGUAAUUUAGCUGUCAUUUCAUAAGAAAUCACUUUACUAACAAGUUCCUUUUAUAAAGCAUGAAUCAAGCAACGUGGGAAAUUUGUUACUGAUCACAUAUACAAUGCAGGUAUAUGCUUAUGUAUUUAAAAUGAACAUUUGACAGCAAUUUUCAAAAAUAUUUAUCUCCUCUUAUGAUUAAAAGUGUAUCCACUUCUAUAACUGCUAUAUAUACAAAAAUAUUCUAAUAAAAUUUCUAAACCACUUGCUAA